AUGCCCGAUCCACAGAAAAAGUCUCAAGGGACGCAGCCGCCAUCAACACUCUCAGCCCCGCAUGGUCAUCCCCUCCCACGACGUAGUUCACCAGCAAAUUCGAUAACACUACAGCAUCACCGAGCGACUCGCGAUGCAUCUCUUCGAGCUAGUGCGGGCUCCGUCCCUCCCGGUGGCACCGAUACAGCCUCAUCCCCUCGACGAGAAUCAUCUGGUGAUAGUCACAACACCAGUUCAAGCGAUCCUAACAAAUGGUUCGAUCACUCGAACAAAAACCCCACGGCGAACUAUGAAAGUCAUGCCAUGGACGUUGAUCCACCCUUCUUCCAAAAGGAAUCCGAUUCGUCGAACGAAGAGAAGUCUUUCCAGCCCCUCCAUCUCGAUGCUCCUCAGUUCGCAGGCCCCCAGAGCAGCAGCGCCGACGAAUAUCGCAGUGUGAUAGACGACUUAACGGUGGAAAUCCAACGACUUAAGGACCAACUGCGACGAUACAAGCAAAAGGGGCCCGAUACGUUGCGCAAGGAUAAGUUGUUUGAAAUCAAGUUCCAUGGCUUGCCGAGGAACAAGAAACGCGAGCUCGAGGCGACGCUCCGGGAUUUCGCAGCGAGUUUGGAGGGUUCGCCUAAUGGGUCUUCGUCGAAACGAGAAAAGACUUCCAAGCACACAAGCAGAAAUAACAUGUAUUCGGCUUCGGGUUCGAUGUCCAAGCAUGCAUCGUCUUCUACGGGCUCCCAUGCCCGCCCGGCCGAUUCAGCCUAUGCCUCGAUGUCGACUGGGGCUAACUCCUCAGGAACCUCACUGGCACGCCCAUCAAUGAGUUCCCGAGCAAAAUCAUCUGAACAGAAAGUGGAGAGCUAUCUUCGAGAUAUUCCCGAAGGGCUGUACCCUCGGCAUGUAUUAAUGACGGAUAAGGAGAGGAAGAAGCUUGUUGUCAGGCGUCUGGAGCAGCUAUUCACCGGGAAGAUAAGUGGCCGUCGUUUUCGCCGAAAUCAGAACAAUGGACCUCCACAGGCAGGGAAUACUACCCUUCUAGCUGUGGCACCUGACGAGCAGCAUCGGCCUGUUGUGAAUCAACCUCCAAGUUUGGUGAAUCCAGAACUAGCGAGAGAGGCGCGAAUCCUUCCUCCCGAGCUGCAGCCUUCCUCGGCAAAGAAAAGCCGUUCUCGUGACAAUGGCUCAGCGUCGAACUCUAAUGGAGACCAAACUGAGUCUGGAGGUAAUGGGAAUAGUAGUGGGAGUGGUCACGCAAACACUUCUCCCACAGGACCACCUCCUGCGCCUGACCAGCGUCCCACUCGUCUCACAGACCUCGACCCUGAUCGAACGCAAGUCCCUUCCGAGAACAUGGAUUAUAUUAAGCAUCUCGGCCUUGUCCCCCCCGGCUUGCUCAGCGAACCUUCGGAAGACGUACAUCCGGACGCCGAGGGUUGGGUAUAUCUCAACCUCCUGUGCAACUUAGCACAAUUGCACAUAAUCAACGUUACCCCUGCCUUUGUUCGUCAAGCUGUCUCUGAAAAGAGCACCAAGUUUCAGCUGUCCCCUGACGGACGCAAGAUUCGCUGGCGAGGAGGUAGUGAAGGUACCAAGUUCAGUAGUGACAGUUCUGGCGAGAAUUCAGCGAACAACAGCAUGGAUAUUGAUACGGAUAGCUUGGAUACAUCUCACAAGCGACAGAAGACAGGGCACUCGACUGGAACCGGUGACGACGUUCAAUCCGGAAGUUCAAGUAAAAGACUUUCCAAUUUUGGGCUGCAAUAUUCGUCCUCGGCGAGUUUCCAUUACAAACCCAUCUUUGUCCAUCAAAACUCAUCAAAUGGGCAACUUUCGAUGGACGAAACACUUUCAUCUACUGGACCUGUUGAUGAUAGCAAUGUGGACGAUUCUCGGUGGGGUCAGAGUGGUUCAGGAAUGUCAAACCGUCGGAAGAGACGCCAAGACGGCGCCAUCAUUUAUUACAGCGGUGCUCCAUUCUGCACCGACUUGUCUGGGGAUCCUGGAGACCUAUCGCCGACAGCAUAUAUGUUGUCGAGUAACCAAGAUACCUCCGGCGGCACUCGCCCAAUAACGCAUCGAUCACAAUCUGGAUCAUCCCUACCAUAUCGCCCCUUGAGUGAUCUCAAGGGAAGGCUGUCCGGCUCCUCUCUGGCCAUGGAUAUAGACAACGAGGACUCUAUGCCUGGACUGGCGACGGAUUUGAGCGAUGAUGCCAGCGAGAUUGACCUGGACCUGGAAUGGAGUGCUGAUCAGCAGUAUUUGGAAGUUCAUACUUUGGAACCAUGUGGCUUAGGCGGCGUGUUACCCGAAGACCACUUCAUGGUAGUCGUAACCACCAAGCGACCGAAAGGUGAAACCACCUCAUCCGCCGCAACUGGGAAGGGUAUGAGAGACGACGAGAUUACAGAGGGGAUCAUUGGGAGGUUGGCUUCCAUGUCGACCUCCUCGCCGGGACCUUUGUCGUCUUUGUCCGGUGAGCCUACCGGGCGACCCAUAAAGAUUGAAUAUGUGUCAGGGCGCAUCAAACGACUUGCACCUGUGCGGCUUCCCCCGCCAGCCAUAUUCUUCCCUCCAUUCAGUACAGACUCCUCCGCUGAUGACGAUGAUGAACCUGUCUCGUUUAGUUUUGAUGAUGAUGCAAAGUCAUCCUCCGAAGAGUUGGCAAGCCGCAAAGCCAACGUUCACCAUUCGGACGACUACCCGGAUGGGGUGGAUUUGAGCAGCGGCGAUGAAGAUGGAGAAGAACCAGAGAACGAACCCGACACACUGGGGAUGUACGACAGUGUUGGGAGAGGGAAUGGCCCCAGGCGGGCGGGGCGGAGAAAAAAGGGAUCUAAUAGCGCGGGCAUCCCUCUAGCCCAUGAGCCGAGUAAAGAUUCCGCCGCGGAAGGAUCGCGCGUGGGGGGAAGUUCUGCUGCCACUGCCAAUAGCAGCACCGGCGAGAUGAGUUCGUGA
Molecule: messenger RNA, 2949 nt
Organism: Clonostachys rhizophaga
Lineage: Eukaryota; Fungi; Ascomycota; Sordariomycetes; Hypocreales; Bionectriaceae
Source: the annotation of a GenBank genome assembly